Messenger RNA from Polypterus senegalus (gray bichir), 3547 nucleotides. Its product is annotated as serine/threonine/tyrosine-interacting-like protein 1. The record is from RefSeq and is a predicted model, not a curated record. NCBI's taxonomy places the organism in Eukaryota, Metazoa, Chordata, Cladistia, Polypteriformes, Polypteridae. Gene Ontology annotation, cellular component: mitochondrion. Gene Ontology annotation, biological process: positive regulation of intrinsic apoptotic signaling pathway; negative regulation of cytoplasmic stress granule assembly; protein dephosphorylation. The transcript is spliced from 9 exons. Gene Ontology annotation, molecular function: protein phosphatase binding; protein tyrosine/serine/threonine phosphatase activity; pseudophosphatase activity. The coding region runs from base 64 to 951 and encodes 295 amino acids.
GCCUGGAUACGGAAAGCGUCCCUGGCAACAGUUAAAUCUAAAAUAAAAAAGGUCAAAUACAGUAUGGCUGGAAUGGUUUUAUGUGAGCCAACGGAGCUGUACAAUAUUCUAAACCAGUACACAACACUUACCAGGCUAGCAGAUCCCACUUAUCUGUGCUUACUUGAUGCACGUAUAAAGGAAGAAUACGAAAGAGAUCAUAUCAUUACAGCCCAAAGAUCUAAAAAGAAUGAAAAUGAUGAAUUCUUGCCUCCUGUGUCUAUUGACUUGGAAUGUGUGCAGCACUGUGUAGUGUAUGAUGGCUGCACUACUAGCUUACAUGAGGAUACUCCUGCAAUACGGUGUGCAGAAAUCAUGGAGCAAAAAAGCCAAAAUCCUGUUCACAUUCUAAAAGGUGGCUAUGAGUCCUUCUCUGCCCUCUACCCUUUUCUCAGAACUAUGAAGAUAAUGUACACACCUCAGGAGUUAGAAAGUCUGCUUCCGUACCCAGUGGAAAUACUGCCAUGUCGGUUAUACAUGGGAGAUCUGAAGCAAGCUGAAAAUCCCCAGAUGCUUAAGGAUUUGAAAAUAAAAGCUCAGGUGAAUGUGUCGGGUACUACGCCAAAUGUGUCAGUUAAAGGUUCGUCUCAUGUUUUAGACAUAAAAGUUUCUGAGUCUACGGAUUCUGAUCUGUCUCUCUUUUUCCAGGAGGUGUGCGAAUACAUAGAUUCUCACCUUAACUCAAAACAUGUUGUGCUGGUCUUCUCCCGUCUUGGCAUCAGUCGCAGCAGCACUGUUAUAAUGGCUUUCCUCAUCUAUCAUCUAAAAUGCAGCCUGCAGGAUGCCUGGACACACGUGUUGAAGUGCAGGACCAGAGCCCGGCCGCACCGGGGGUUUGUUCAGCAGCUUUCCACCUGGGAGGAGCACAUUCUUGGCAAUAAAGUGACAGACAUUUCCGAUCCAAACUUCUAACAUUUGAAAGGUUGUAAAGAAGCACAGCUACAAGAGGUGUGAGAAGUAUGUUGGUCUAAGCUUCAUUGACUACUGCAAAUAGGCUUUGCUUCAUUCAUACCAAAAUAAAAUACAUUUGGGGUAAAAAAUAAACACACACAGCCAAUAGAGAAUGCAUGAAUGUUUUGAUCAACAAACAUGCCUUUUGUUCCAGUCUGAAUGUAUUCAUAUGUCAUGGGGCUGGUAUUUCAUCCAGCACCAGGCCUUGUGUACAUUGUUUUUGGGUUAUGCUUCUGCUUUCUGCACCCCUGAAUUGGAUUUUUACGCAUCAAAAUGUCAGGUUAUGAUUGUUAGACAUGGUAGACAGUGAUUUUUAUCCCAUGUGAUUUCCAACACUGUGAAAAAGAAGUUCAGGACAAGCAGCAGUUGCUUAGUCCUUUUUCAAGUCCCAAUCCUUAAUGUAUUAAAUCUACUCUAAAGAGUACAUCCAAACAUUUUUUUUUGCUUAUUGAACUCAAAUAUUGGUUAAUCCAUACCAGUUUGUUACCAACUCACUUAUUGAAGUUUAGUUCAUUUCUGUUUUGCCAGCCUCCAAAUCAUCUCUCAUGUUAUAGAGUGGUAAAUUGAGAAGGCAUGUUGCAAGUCUUGAAGGGUGACCUCAAGCUGAGAGAUGUCAAAGGACAUGUGGGUCAUUUUCUGUUGGUUGAAGAUGGCUGCAUUGAGGAACAAGUGGAUAAACCUGUCCUAGAAGCCAUGUUGAAACAUGGUUUUACAGAAAGUGUUUAUUAAUAUCAGAAACAAUAAACAUGUGCCCUCUGCUUUUCACAGGGUCAGCUAAUUCCAUCACUUCAGGACAGCUUUUAUAGAGAUGGGAGUAACCACUAACUAUAUGAACUGCUGGAAUUAAAGUUAUAAAAAAAUGUGACUUCUUCUGUACUAAAAAGAGAGUGUGCGUCUAAACCAGUCCCAAGUGAAAGGAAAAGAGAGGCUUUAGACUUGGGAUAAAAGGGAAAUUCACAUAUUUGUGUUUAACAAAUGACAUUAAAUUUACUUAGUGAAUUGGUAUUUUAUCUUCUGCUAUCUGCAGUUCACCAAAAAAGUGAUGUUGGAAGAUAAAAAGGACAAUGAUAAAUUAUGCAAACAUUAUGUAAGAUUAUAGGCCUUGCAGAGCAGUUACCAAAUCUCGUCUAAUGUCUGCUCUGCUUGGUUACCACAUUUGCACUGUCAUCAUGAAUCAGGACGAGGGUAAAUUCCAGAAUACAAUUGUGCUGUGAUUGAUUGUCAAGUGGUCACUUGUGGCUUUGAUAAUUGUGGCCUUGCUGCUACGCUCUUCCUUCAAUCAGACCACUGUAGUUUUGCUUAUACCCUAUUUUUAAAAUUUCUGAAAUGCAGUAUUUUUAAUUUUAAAUUCGUAGAAUACUAUUGCGACAUUGAUAGGUCCCAUGAUUGACUGUCAAUUAGUUACUUGCUGCUUUGCUCAGUGAGGCCAUGCUACAUGGUCCUUCCUUCAAUCAAGCCACUUUAUUUUUGCAGAUACAAUAUUUUUUGGUGGAUUUUAUGUACAAUAAUCUUCUUUAAUAUUCUUUGUAGUUAUUGUCUUUGGUUUUGCCAAUAAUGUAGAGGAAAUGAGGAAGGUCCUUAGAUGGAGAAAAGCAAAAAAUGAAAAUCUGCCUGCCCCCCUUGAGCUAGCUCACAAUAUAACUUUCUCCUUCAACUGCUCUACUUCAGCUCUCACUUUCCAGCUGCCUUCCUUUUGCCAUUGAAUUCCUACAUCUUGCCCGCUGCCCUCUGGAAGCUGCUCAGCCAUGAUAUGCCUUGAAAAGCAACCAUCUCUGGUCUGCUCCAUAUCACAUUACUAUGAAACUGCAAGUGGUACACUCAAACUGAGGUCAGUUAUCCUGUGACCCCCCAGUUCUCGCCUACCACCUCUUUUUUUUAUAGAAUUUGCUCCAUUUCUCCAUCAGAAAGGUCUAGAUGUACAGCCCCUGACAGGAGCUUACUGGAGUUUUAAUUGUAGGAGCGAUUUAUAAAAAUAAACAGAACUGAGUAGUGAAUAGAGAAGAAUGUGUAGAUAUCAAGGUUUGAAUGUAGACCCAGGACCAGAGAUCCCUUACAUUAUUUACUGAGGGGAUUUCUCAUCAUUCUGCGUAAGUUUGGGAAAACAUCUGUUUAAACUUUAUGAACCGGUGGUGACAAUGACACUCCUGUAAUGAAAUUUAUCAGUUAGUUAAAUUUGCCUUUUUGAAUUUUGGUUCACACUGUGGGGACUCAUCUGGGUGUCUGCUGAGUAGUACAAUAAUGUAAGUGACCAUCACAGCACUUUAUUAAAUGAACGCAUAAACGACACACUGUAAGGAUACGCUUGAAUCAGAUGCUAUUGGGGACAACGUCUUGGAUCAGCAAUAGUUUUUUUUUUAAUAAGUAAGCACAGCGUUAACCAGGAAUGAUGAAGAGCUCAAUGGACUGUAAAACUGCAGUAACCUGAGAAGGUGGACAUGGGGGAGAGGAAAAGUGUGGUGUGAGCUAAAUGGUGUAACUGCAUGGUCUAAUGUCAAAACCAAGUUAUUGAGUUUGUCAUUUUAUUUACAUUAAACAUGUGCCAUACAUGGCUAACUAA